This is a messenger RNA of Anopheles nili, 545 nucleotides long. RefSeq names its product biogenesis of lysosome-related organelles complex 1 subunit 2 (gene Blos2). Gene Ontology annotation, biological process: endosomal transport; lysosome localization. Gene Ontology annotation, cellular component: BORC complex; gamma-tubulin complex; BLOC-1 complex. The transcript is spliced from 2 exons. The record is from RefSeq and is a predicted model, not a curated record. Lineage: Eukaryota; Metazoa; Arthropoda; Insecta; Diptera; Culicidae. The coding region runs from base 16 to 438 and encodes 140 amino acids. Gene Ontology annotation, molecular function: gamma-tubulin binding.
UUAAAGCACGGCAGAAUGGAGGAAGAAUAUGGUGUAACUGAUUCUCCUCGGAAAGGGCCAACAUUAUCAACUUCGACGUCCAGCUUCGAGCCGUUCGAUGCCCACGAUCCGAAUUUGUCGCGAUUGGCAACGAAAAUGUUCCAGAAAACUGGCGAAUAUAUCACACACGAACUCGCUUCAACAGUGGACGACUACAAGCUGAUAGAAAACAUGAACAGAGCGAUGAUGGGAAAGGUGGCCGAUAUGCGUCAAAUGUCGCAAUCGAUUGCAGCGAAAAAUGCUGAAUUGAAUAAAAAAUACGAAGAAUUGAAACCUUUGCUGCAGCGAGUAGACGACAUCGAAUCAACCGUGGACAAAUUAGAAGCUGCCGCUUAUCAGCUAGAUUCGUACACUAUUCGCUUGGAAAACAAAUUUAAAUCGCUCAAAACAAAGCAGUAAACCAUUACUACAUUAAGCAUAGAUAUAUUUAUUCAGUUAGAAAUGCGCAUAAGUAAUGUAACGUAGGAUCGUCAGCCAAGAAGUAAUUUAAAUACUAUCGCCACUAC